Charadrius vociferus (killdeer) is the source of this 1659-nucleotide messenger RNA. It is a transcript of the gene TRIM46, whose product is annotated as tripartite motif containing 46. The coding region runs from base 13 to 1659 and encodes 548 amino acids. The record is from RefSeq and is a predicted model, not a curated record. The transcript is spliced from 10 exons. Lineage: Eukaryota; Metazoa; Chordata; Aves; Charadriiformes; Charadriidae. Gene Ontology annotation, molecular function: zinc ion binding; protein binding.
GGACUUACCAACAUGAAGAACAUGGAGCGGGAGCUGGUCUGCCCGGUGUGCAAGGAGAUGUACAAGCAGCCGCUGGCCCUGCCCUGCGCGCACAACGUCUGCCACGUCUGCGCCAGCGAGGUGCUGCUGCAGCACGGCUACCUCUGCUGCGAUCCCACCUCCGAGCCCUCCUCGCCCCGGACCGUCAGCUUCCCCUGCCCGGCUUGCCGGCGGGAUGUGGACUUGGGCGAACGGGGUUUGGGCAGCCUUUUCCGCAACCUGACGCUGGAGCGGGUGGUGGAGCGUUAUCGCCAGACCAUCAACAUCAGCGCCGCCAUCAUGUGCCAGUUCUGCAAACCCCCGCAGCUGGAGGCCACCAAGGGCUGCACCGAGUGCAAGUCCAGCUUCUGCAACGAGUGCUUCAAGCUCUACCACCCCUGGGGCACCCAGAAAGCCCAACACGAGCCCACCCCCCCCACCCUCACCUUCUGCCCAAAGGGGCUGAUGUGUCCGGAGCACAAGGAGGAGGUGACUCACUACUGCAAGACCUGCCAGCGGUUGGUGUGUCAGCUCUGCCGCGUGCGACGUACUCACACCAGCCACAAAAUCACCCCGGUGCUCAGCGCCUACCAGGCCCUCAGGGUAAGGCGGCCGAAGAGCCUCGCCUACACCCUGAGCAGCCAAGACACGGUGCAGACCCAGAUUGCCGAGCUGGAGGAGACGGUGAAGCACACGGAGUUGAACGGCUCGCAGGCCAAGGAGGAGGUGUCGCAGCUGAUCCAGGGGUUGUGCGCCAUGCUGGAGGAGAAGCGGGCGACCCUGCUGCAGGCGAUCGAGGAGUGCCAGCAGGAACGGCUGACCAGCCUGCACUGCCAGAUCCAGGAACACCAGGCAAUGCUGGAAAAUUCGGGCAUGGUGGGCUACGCUCAGGAGGUGCUGAAGGAGACCGACCACCCCUGCUUCGUCCAGGCUGCCAAGCAGCUUCACAACAGUGGCACCAGCGCCCUCGUGGAAUACCUGGACACCGAUAGCGUCUACGUGCUCCGGGUGAAGGGCUGCAACAAGGCGGGUUUCGGGGAGUACAGCGAGGACAUCUACCUGCACACGCCGCCUGCCCCAGUCCUCAACUUCUUCCUGGAUAACCGCUGGGGCUUCAACCGGGCCCGGCUGGCCAUCAGCAAGGACCAGCGAGCCGUACGCAGCGUCCCCGGCAUCCCCAUGCUCUUCGCCGCCGAGCGCCUGAUGACCAGUUGCCACCUCUCCAUCGACCUGGUCAUCGGCGACGUGGCCAUCACGCAGGGCAAGAGCUACUGGGCUUGCUGCGUGGACCCCAGCUCCUACCUGGUCAAGGUGGGCGUAGGGCUGGAGAGCAAACUGCAGGAGUGGUUCCAGGUGCCGCAGGACGUGGUGAGCCCCAGGUACGACCCCGACAGAGGCCACGACAGCGGACCCGUGCCCUUGCCCCCGCGCAUCGGCAUCUGCCUGGACUACGAGCAGGGCAAGGUGAGCUUCUACGACGCCGUCUCCUUCCGUGAGCUCUGGGAGUGCGGCGUGGACUGCUCGGGACCCGUCUGCCCUGCCUUCUGCUUCAUCGGAGGAGGUGCCCUGCAUCUCCAGGAGCUGGUGGCCAACAAGCAGGAGCGUAAAGUGACCAUCGGGGGCUUCGCCAAGCUGGAUUGA